This is a messenger RNA of Chinchilla lanigera (long-tailed chinchilla), 4006 nucleotides long. RefSeq names its product mannosidase, alpha, class 1C, member 1 (gene Man1c1). Lineage: Eukaryota; Metazoa; Chordata; Mammalia; Rodentia; Chinchillidae. The transcript has 12 exons. Gene Ontology annotation, biological process: N-glycan processing; carbohydrate metabolic process. Gene Ontology annotation, molecular function: mannosyl-oligosaccharide 1,2-alpha-mannosidase activity; calcium ion binding. Gene Ontology annotation, cellular component: endoplasmic reticulum; Golgi membrane; extracellular exosome. The record is from RefSeq and is a predicted model, not a curated record. The coding region runs from base 18 to 1913 and encodes 631 amino acids.
ACCCACUCCGGGCCACGAUGCACAUGAGGAAAGUGCCGGGCUUCGUCCCGGCCUCCCCGUGGGGGCUGCGGCUGCCGCAGAAGUUCCUUUUCCUUCUCUUCCUCUCGGGCCUCGUCACUCUGUGCUUUGGGGCCCUCUUCCUGCUGCCCCAUUCCUCUCGCCUCAAGCGCCUCUUCCUGGCGUCCCGGACUCAGCAGCCUGGCCUGGAGGUGAUGGCCGAAGUCGCCGGCCACUCCCCGGCCCGCGAGCAGGAGCCACCCCCUAACCCGGCCCCCGCGGCGCCGGCCCCGGGCGAGGAUGACCCCGGCAGCCGCGCGGGUCCCCGCCGCAGGAAGGGGUGGCUGCGGCGCACCCGCCCCACCGGACCCCGGGAGGAAGCCACGGCGGCCCGGGGCAGCAGCGGCGUUGCGGCCCCCAAGCCGGGCGAGGAGAGCAUCCCAUUCAGCUUUGACUUCAACGCGUUCCAGAGUCGCCUCCGCCACCCAGUCCUGGGGACGAGGACUGAUGAAAGUAAGGAGCCCCAGAGCCGAGUGCGAGCCCAGCGGGAGAAAAUCAAGGAGAUGAUGCGCUUUGCCUGGCAGAGCUACCGGCGCUACGCUAUGGGGAGGAACGAGCUGCGCCCGCUCACGAAGGACGGCUACGAGGGCAGCAUGUUUGGUGGCCUCAGCGGGGCAACUGUCAUUGAUUCCCUCGACACCCUCUACCUCAUGGAGCUGAAGGAGGAGUUCCAGGAGGCCAAGGCCUGGGUGGAAGAGAGCUUCCACCUGAACGUGACUGGAGAAGCGUCCUUGUUUGAGGUGAACAUCCGCUACAUCGGAGGGCUCCUCUCAGCCUACUACCUGACGGGAGAGGAGGUGUUCCGAAUAAAGGCCAUCAAGCUUGGAGAGAAGCUGCUGCCAGCCUUCAACACCCCCACGGGAAUCCCAAAGGGCGUUGUGAACUUCAAAAGUGGGAGCUGGGGCUGGGCCACCGCAGGCAGCAGCAGCAUCCUGGCAGAGUUCGGGUCCCUGCACUUGGAAUUUUUACACCUCACCGAGCUCUCGGGCAACCCCAUUUUUGCAGAAAAGGUCAGGAACAUCCGCAAGGUCCUCAGGAAGAUCGAUAAGCCCUUUGGCCUCUACCCCAACUUCCUCAGCCCAGUGAGCGGGAACUGGGUGCAGCACCACGUCUCUGUUGGAGGACUCGGUGAUAGUUUUUAUGAAUAUUUGAUCAAAUCCUGGUUGAUGUCUGCCAAGACAGAUAUGGAGGCUAAAAAUAUGUACUAUGAAGCCCUGGAGGCGAUAGAGACCUACUUGCUGAAUGUCUCUCCUGGGGGGCUGACCUACAUCGCCGAGUGGCGAGGGGGGAUUCUGGACCACAAGAUGGGGCACCUGGCCUGUUUCUCAGGGGGCAUGAUCUCCCUCGGCGCUGAGGAUGCCAAGGAAGAAAAGAGGGCCCACUACCAAGAGCUGGCAGCCCAGAUCACCAGGACGUGCCACGAGUCAUACGCCCGCUCAGACACCAAACUCGGGCCCGAGGCCUUCUGGUUCAACUCCGGCAGAGAGGCGGUGGCCACUCAGCUCAGCGAGAGCUACUACAUCCUGCGGCCCGAGGUGGUAGAGAGCUACAUGUACCUGUGGCGGCAGACGCACGACCCCACUUACAGGGAGUGGGGCUGGGACGUGGUGAUGGCCUUGGAGAAGUACUGCCGGACGGACGCUGGCUUCUCCGGGAUCCAGGACGUGUACAGCAGCAGCCCCAACCACGACAACAAACAGCAGAGCUUCUUUCUAGCCGAGACGCUGAAAUACCUCUAUCUUCUAUUCUCUGAAGAUGACACGCUCUCGCUGGAAGACUGGGUGUUCAACACCGAGGCCCACCCACUGCCUGUGAACCACUCAGACAGCUCCAGCGGGGCCUGGCACCGACACUGACCCUGGCCCCUGCCACUAGGGUGCCUCAGGGAUGCCUUGCCUUUUCAGGAUUCAGGGCGGUUCCCAAGGGGAUUGGGAAUGCAGGCCCCAUCCUGGGCAGGCCCUGGACAGAUGUGUCAGACAAGCCACUUCUUCUCCUCUGUGAGGAGACAGGACUUGGAGAUGCAGCAGUGUCAGACAUGGGCCAUAGUCAUGCCAGGUCCAGACAUUCCUUUCUAUGGAGAAUUUCUAUGAAACCCACUCACUUGCCAUUCCAGGGCCAAAGGACCAGAGGUUUGCAUAUCGAUUCUAAGUGUUUGAUUCACUUCCUUUUGGUUUGGGGAUCUUUGUUUUUGCUUGAUUUUGCCUUUUCUUCAUAGUUGAGUUUUAUUACUAUUAUAAAUAUAGUUUUCAAAAAUCAUGUGCUUUCUAAAACAGAGCCAUCCUAAUCAAGGAAACCUUAAAGUGUUUGUACACGCACAACCCUGACCCUAUUAUCUAUAUUUUUAAUACUUUUUGCCCAGUAUUUACUCUACGUUCAAUUACAUGUCAUUUACCAUAUAAUUUGAGGAGGGGGUUCCCCUUGGAUUUGGGCCUCAGUGUUACAAAUCACUAGUGCUAUUUUCAUUAUUGUAAUGGAAAAGUAUGUGAACUAGAAUAAAGGAGUUUAUUGAAUAAGAAAUAAGAUUGGGCUCAUUGCACACCAGUGACUCCUCAGGAAACCACUGCAAUGUGAUCGUCAGAAAGAAGAACCAACUGGCAGUUGAUUCAUUUAAGGUAUAAUUUACUAAACAAUUCCAAAUUCUAUUACUUCCCAUUCAGUUGUCUAAUAUAUUCAGGAAGUGUGAGGCCAAUCCAUUAGAUAUGGAGCAGGAGAUUUAUACUCAGGUUGAGGCUUGGAAGAAGCCCAGAGAGGAGCCGCAACUUGCCUAAGCCACGCAGCCAGUAGAAGGCAGAGAUGAGCCUGACCCCGGGUUUCCCGGCCACCAGAGUGCUUUGUUCAUCUACUCCAUCAUUCAGCAGAUGCUUGGUGAGCACCAGCAGUGGACCAGAUGCUGGGCUAAAAGCCAGGGACACAGCCGAGAGCGAUAGUCAUAAGCCUUGCAGCAAAGGGAGACAGAUGAUGGAGGUAACCUGCAGAUAGAUGAAAUGCACACAUGUUGAGGAAAUGCUACAAAGGAGAUGACAGAUAGGGCUGGGCCAGCCAUGGACAGGAUCUUUCUUAGGGGUCAGGGAGGACUUCUGGGGCAGAUGACCUUCGAGCCACAACUUAGAUGAGCCACAGGAAGAGUGUCCAGCAGCAAGAUGAGCAUCCCCCAGGCCCAGAAACCUCUUCCCCCAGUGCCCGCUGCUGCUGCCUGGUGGGGGGACCUGAAACCAGAGGCCAUCCCCAGAGAGGGCCUUACCCCCACCCACGCUUGCCACUUACCCACACUGCUGAAGUCUCAGGAAAAUGCUGAGCCCUUGCCCUUGCUCCGCUGCUUCCUUCGGCUCUGUUCCUGAACUUCAGUAGCCCUCAGGGUGUCAGGGCUCCAGGCAGGGGACCAGGUUUUUAAAUCCCUGCUGUGUGGACCCAGGCAGCUCACCUCACCUCUCUGGGCUCUUCCUCAAGCAGAGAAAUAUCUUACACCUCCCAAGGUUACUAUGAGAAUAAGUGGGGUGCUUCUAGCAUUCUGGGGGUGCAGGGCCUGCUGCUUCCUUGUUCUGGAGGCUUGGACACCCCCAGGAUCUCCUCAAGCAGAGCUGGGGGUACACAGCCCCUGUAGCAGGAAUCCUAGCAUUUGAUAAAUAAGUCUCUGAGCACUUGCUGGGCAUCAGGGACAUGGGCUUCUGCAAUCCCCCCCACACACGUAAGACAAAAAAACUCACUACGCAAACGUGACAGGAAGAUUAGGAUGUUGAGAUAAGCAGAAAAAAAUCAUUUGCCAUCCUACUUUCUGGAAUGAAUACUGUUAUAUUUUAUUCUAGACCUUUUUCUAUGAAUAUAUAGAAUAUAUAUUUUGCAAACAGUAUCAUCCUAUACAUACUGUUUUCUUAUAAUCUGCUUUUGCAUUUAACUAUAUAUUGUGAAUCUCUUUCCAUGUCAACAAAUAUACAUUUAUCUCAUCGCUCUA